GGACAUUUCAAGUUUCACAGUUGUUUCAAUGGCAAAUGUCAUUCUGAUUUCUGAUGAUUCAAAACAUACACGUAGCCUGAAAAAAUAGGACAGAGAAAUUGAAAUUAAUAUUAAUUCUGUUCAAAACAAUAAAAUGGGUUCGAUUCGUCAAAAACAAAUAACUGCUAUUAAACAAAUGUUGAAUUUCAAUCAACCCCAAAUGAAAUUAACUCCUUCUGAACCAGUCUGGAAGAUUUUGAUUUAUGAUAAAACUGGUCAAGACAUAAUUUCCCCUUUAAUAUCAGUUAAAGAAUUGAGAGAAUUUGGAGUAACACUCUUUGUACAAUUACACUCUGAUCGAGAUCCUAUUCCAGAAGUUCCAGCUAUAUAUUUUUGUACUCCCACUGAUGAAAAUUUAACAAGAAUUGGCCAAGACUUUCAGAAAGGUGUUUAUGACAUCUAUCAUCUAAACUUUAUUUCCCCUAUUUCACGACAAAAAUUGGAAGAUUUAGCUUCAGCAGCUAUAGCUUCAAAUAGUGUAGCUAAUAUACAAAAGGUAUAUGAUCAAUAUUUAAAUUUCAUAUCUUUGGAGGAUGACAUGUGUAUAUUAAGGCAUCAAAAAAGUGACCAUCUAACUUAUUAUGCUAUCAACAAGGGUGAUAUAGUAGAUACAGAGAUGAAUAAUAUAAUAGAUAGUAUUGUAGACAGUCUCUUUUCAGUAUUUGUUACUUUAGGUAGUGUUCCAAUUAUAAGGAGUCCAAAGGGUAAUGCAGCUGAACAAGUUUCACAAAAAUUGAACCAAAAAUUAAGAGAAAAUUUAUUUGGUGUUAGGAAUGACCUUUUCCAUACAGAUACUCAAGCCGGAAAUUUCAAUUUUCAGAGACCACUUUUGAUUAUUUUAGAUAGAAAUAUUGAUAUGGCUACACCUCUCCAUCAUACUUGGACUUACCAAGCUCUUGCACAUGAUCUUCUUUCUAUGACUCUGAAUAGAGUUAUUUUAGAAGAAAGUAUACCAUCAGGAGGUGUAAGAGCUAAAAAUAAAUCAUGUGAAUUGGAUUCUAAUGAUAAGUUUUGGGUAACACAUAAAGGAUCACCUUUUCCUACAGUAGCGGAAGCCAUCCAAGAAGAAUUGGAGCAGUAUAAGUCUUCAGAAAAUGAAGUGAAGAAACUCAAGUCUUCUAUGGGUAUAGACAAUGAAAGUGAUAUAGCUUUAUCGCUUGUUACAGAUAAUACAGCAAAAAUCACAUCUGCUGUUAACUCUUUACCACAACUUCUUGAAAGGAAGAGGUUAAUAGAUAUGCACACUUCUAUAGCAACAGCAAUUUUAAACUCUAUAAAACAUAGGAAAUUAGAUACCUUCUUUGAAUUAGAAGAAAAAAUCAUGUCAAAAACUCAAGGUGUGGAUAAGCAGGUAAUGGAUUUGAUUAGUGACCCAGAGGCUGGAACUCCUGAUGACAAAUUGAGAUUAUUUAUUAUUUACUAUAUUUGUGCCACUCACUUGCCUGAAACAGAAAUGAAUAGAUUCGAGAAUGCAUUAGUGGAGACUGGUUGUGAUUUAUCUGCUCUGAAAUAUAUAAAAAUGAUGAAAAGUUUCACUAAAUUGACAGCAGGUCCUAAUCAGUAUGAAGGUGCGGGAACAAAAACAGUCAAUAUGUUUUCGAAACUAGUUUCCCAAGGUUCUAAUUUUGUUAUGGAGGGUGUAAAAAACUUAGUUGUGAAGAGACAUAAUUUACCUGUAACAAGAAUCGUCGACAAUUUGAUGGAAUUCAAAAAUAGUCAAGAAUUGGAUGAGUAUCUCUAUUUAGAUCCAAAACAGAUGAAAUCUGCUAAAGUACCAAAAAAUCGUUCACCAUUUCAGGAUGCUUUUGUCUUCAUAAUAGGUGGUGGCAACUAUAUUGAGUAUCAGAAUCUUGUUGAUUAUGCUAAACAAAAAACAACCGCUGGAAAUGUUAAAAAAAUAACAUAUGGUGCUUCAACAUUAAAUAAUGCCAACCAGUUUUUAAAACAACUUAGUUUAUUAGGUCAAGAGCUUAUGACUAAUAAGUUUCAAUAAUUUCUUAUUUUUAUAUAUGCCUAUUAAAGAUAUUUAAACAUG
This is a messenger RNA of Harmonia axyridis, 2074 nucleotides long. RefSeq names its product protein sly1 homolog (gene Slh). Gene Ontology annotation, molecular function: syntaxin binding. The transcript is spliced from 11 exons. Bases 134 to 2032 code for a protein of 632 amino acids. The record is from RefSeq and is a predicted model, not a curated record. Gene Ontology annotation, cellular component: Golgi membrane; cytosol. Gene Ontology annotation, biological process: endoplasmic reticulum to Golgi vesicle-mediated transport; intracellular protein transport. Lineage: Eukaryota; Metazoa; Arthropoda; Insecta; Coleoptera; Coccinellidae.